Messenger RNA from Microstroma glucosiphilum, 1944 nucleotides. RefSeq lists its product as hypothetical. NCBI's taxonomy places the organism in Eukaryota, Fungi, Basidiomycota, Exobasidiomycetes, Microstromatales, Microstromataceae. The coding region runs from base 78 to 1823 and encodes 581 amino acids. Gene Ontology annotation, cellular component: SAM complex; outer membrane. Gene Ontology annotation, biological process: protein insertion into mitochondrial outer membrane. The transcript is spliced from 4 exons. The record is from RefSeq and is a predicted model, not a curated record.
CACCACUAUUCCUCUUUACCCAUCGCUGCGUCGACACCUGCUCUGCUCUUGAAUUGGCUCCUGUGCUCUUCGCCACGAUGGCUUCGUCUAGCGCUGCUCAUCCUCCCCUCUCCACUUCAGCCGACCCGCUUCGAGAGGAUCCUGGCAGGGUAGAGACUGCAACCGUGGAGGCAGACGUUCGGUUCGAACAGGCAGACUCGAGAAAGCGCAGCAAUGCUACCUCGUCAACCUCGGCUUUGCCAGCAGCGCGAGGCGAGCGGAUACCUGGCCCGCCGAUUGUUGAGACGAAGGAGGAGAUGCAGGAGGAGUUGCACAAUCUUGAUCGAGUGAAGAUGGCAUUGGAGGGAGGCGCUCGAUUGUCCUCGCCAGAGCAGUCAGUACUCCGUCUGGCGAAUAUCAGGCUCUCAGGCUCUUCAGCUGUUCGUCCUUCCUUCCUCGCAAGAGUCUGCCGCCCCUACGUAGACGAGGAUCUGGCCUUCUCGCGCCUGUAUCGUCUACUGCACUCUUCCUCUGGCCGCCUCGACUUUCCUCCUCCAGGGGCGCCUACAACGCUACAAGGCGUCCUACAGCUGACCUCUUCUCUCGCCAACGAUUUGCAGCGUCUAGACCUUUACAAUGGCAUCGACGCCUCCAUCCUGCCCGCCAUUACGCCCUCGUCACCACAGACGGCGAUGCAGGAUGUGGAUGUGCUGCUACAGCUCAGGGAGUCGCCUCGGUUGUUCCUCAAGAGUUCGACUGAUGUUGGAAACGGAGAAGGAAGCGUGAGCGUGCAAGGGAGGAUUCGAAAUCUGUUCGGAGGAGCAGAGAAGCUCGAGGGAAGCUAUGAGACGGGCACUCGUACCAGAGGGGCAAUGAACGCUACCUUUACCACACCAGUGCUGGCCUCACCAGAUCACGCGUUCACUCUGUCCGGCUACCUGUCCAAUCGCGACAAGACCUUCUACGCCUCGCACUACGAAGCUCUGCAAGGUCUCAAAGCUUCCCUGACUGCAAAUGCCUCGUCCAGCUCGCAGCACGAGCUGGCAUGGGAGCUCAGCUGGAGGCAGAUGAAUCGCCUUUCUCCGUACGCGUCUGCAUCGAUUCGGAAGAUGGCGCGGGGAGGCGGACACAGCGUCAAGAGCAGUCUGGUGCAUACCUUUGUCAGCGAUACGAGGGAUGCAGUCACGCCCUCGCAGGGUGGGUCGGAGGGCAGGCUAUUCAAGAGUGUAACAGAAAUGGCAGGACUGGGAGGUGACGCUCAAUUUGUCAAGUGGGAAGGACAGUGGGGGAUCAAUCGGUCUCUAGAGAACAAGCUAGGCAGCGGCUGGGCAUGGGCUGCUGGCGCAAGGGCUGGGCUCAUGCGGCCGCUCACCCUACCGAGCAUUGCAUCGGGAGAGACGUCCUCCCCGAUGACGGCGGCAGAUGUCAAGCUGCCCUUCGCAGAUCGGUUCCAGCUGGGUGGUCCGACCUGUGUACGGAUGUUCAAGAUGAACUCUCUCGGACCCAAGGACGGCAGAGAUUCGCUGGGUGGUACAGCCUUCUACUCUCUCGGAGCCUCCCUCUUCUCUCCUCUGCCUCUGAAGCCUCACUGGCCACUGAAGAUGCACGCCUUCUUCAACGGCGGGCAGCUCUCCUCUCUACCCCUCUCCCUCUCAGCGGCAAAGCCUGCUGAUCUACUUCAAGACACUCUUCUGCGUCCUUCUACAUCUGCGGGUGUGGGACUGAUGUAUGAGCAGGGAGCAUUGCGUCUAGAGCUUAACGCCGGGAUGCCACUGAGCGCUGCGAGGGGUGAUGGGAGCAGGAAAGGCGUGCAGCUGGGUGUGGGGAUCAGCUUCCUUGGCUGAGCCUGAGCGAGCACUGUGAGAAAUAUCAUCGCCGGCCACGUUGUACUCUACACCACCACUGUUAUUCCCACAUCUAUGCCAAGCAGCUUGCUUGGCCUCAAAAGUACUUGUGCGCUGCUGC